AUGGAUAUCCACAACCUUCUCAAUCACGAUGCUGCAGCUGCAGCUGCUGCAACUACUGUUGCCUCUGUGCAUGUGCUCACUAACAUCACCGAUCGCCAAUAUGUGUGUACAUGGGAUGACUGCGGCAAACGCUUUUCACGACGCUCUGAUCUUUCACGACAUCGCCGUAUUCACACUGGUGAACGCCCUUAUCAUUGUGAAUGGGAAGGCUGUGGCAAGCAAUUUAUCCAACGAUCAGCUUUAACCGUUCACUACCGCACCCAUACCGGUGAGCGACCUCACGUGUGCGAGUAUGAAUCGUGUGGCAAAUCAUUCAGUGACUCAUCUUCUUUGGCACGCCAUCGACGUACUCAUACCGGCAAACGACCUUAUGUGUGUGAUUUUCCUGAAUGUGGUAAAUCAUUCACUCGCAAGACAACCUUGUCUCGUCACCAACGUUGUCAUGACCCCAACUGGCGAGCUGUAAGUUCCACGAGCAAGUCUCCGCUAUCUCCAUCCACCAGUGAUGAAUCCGAAGCAGAUCGAUCACCCAGUCCACCAACAACACCUAUCGAUCAUUACGCCUAUCAUCGUACUGCAUCCUCACCCAUGUUGGUGGCUCCAAUGGUUUAUCGCCCACAACAAGCUCGCCAUCACAACCGUGCACCUGAACCAUACCAUCCUUACCAUCAUCAGCAGCGCUGGUCCACUCCUGCAUCAGCAUUCUCUUUGCACCAUCCUAUUGCCGAACGACCUUGUUCAAUGAAGACACCUUUCCCUCUUUAUGCACAUGCACAUCCACGAACGGCAUUGCCUACAGGAUCAGCACCAUAUGCCUUUGAGUAA
Lichtheimia ornata is the source of this 825-nucleotide messenger RNA. RefSeq lists its product as uncharacterized. The coding region runs from base 1 to 825 and encodes 274 amino acids. Gene Ontology annotation, cellular component: transcription regulator complex; PcG protein complex. The record is from RefSeq and is a predicted model, not a curated record. Gene Ontology annotation, molecular function: RNA polymerase II cis-regulatory region sequence-specific DNA binding; DNA-binding transcription factor activity, RNA polymerase II-specific. Lineage: Eukaryota; Fungi; Mucoromycota; Mucoromycetes; Mucorales; Lichtheimiaceae. The transcript has 3 exons. Gene Ontology annotation, biological process: regulation of transcription by RNA polymerase II.